This is a messenger RNA of Schistosoma margrebowiei, 2028 nucleotides long. The record is from the annotation of a GenBank genome assembly. NCBI's taxonomy places the organism in Eukaryota, Metazoa, Platyhelminthes, Trematoda, Strigeidida, Schistosomatidae.
AAUUUAGUGUGGUGUUUUUGAAAAUGGUUGAAAUCACGCCUUUAGAGUCCAGAAUAAUUAGACAAGUCGAGUAUUACUUUGGAGAUGUAAAUCUGUCACGUGAUAAGUUCAUGAAAGAGGCUGUUAAAGAAAAUGACGGAUGGAUUCCUAUGGAGACAAUGAUUAAAUUUAACCGUCUAAAGUCUUUGUCAGAGGAUGUUGAGUUUAUAAAGAAGUCAGUAUCCAAGUCACAGUCCGGAUUGAUUGAAGUGGGCGAAAAAGGUCUACGAAGAAAUCCUGAGUUGAAAGUUCCUGAAACACUUGAAACAGCUCUUAACAGCUAUAAAGAAAAUGGUGUCUAUGUUAAAGGCUUCUGUCCUGAGGAAAAAUUGGACGAAAUUAUUGAAUGGCUUGAAAAACAUGGUGGCAAAACCCUUGAUGUGCAUAUGCGCAGAUUUCCACGAGACAAAAAGUUUAGGGGAAGUAUAUUUGCUAUUUUUGAGAAGAAGGAGGAUUCUGAAAAGUUCCUGGCCUCACCAGAAGCUGCUACUUUCAAAGAAAAAGCUAUGGUCCGUUCAACCCAAAUCGAUUAUUGGAAACGCAAAGAAGAAGAAAACAAGGCUAAAGUUGCUUCACAAGCCAAAAAGAAAGCUGCACUUGAAGCUAAUCAGGAGGCUCAAGUUAAUUCUCGAAUGAUUCGUGGAGCAUUACUUGAAAUUGUUGGUCUCCCAGAAGCCGCAAAAAAAAAUGAUGCAGUUGAAGGGGAAGACGCUACAACUGAAGAAUCAAAGGAGUCGUCAAUGAAUGGCAGUAAAGACUCAGAAGCACCAACAGUUAUGAACUUGAAACAGUGGUUAAACGAAAAGGUAAGGUAAUAUGGCGAACAUUUUGUUGUGUGGUGAAAAUUCGUUAUUUUGUUUGCUUAAAGGACUGCUGUUACGAAAUUAAGUCAAGCCCUUUGAACUUUUUCUCGGAGAGAGCUUAGGAUAUACAAAUGAUACUGUUUAUUAUGCUUUGUUUGGUUCAUAUUUAUCUUUUUGGAUCUUUUCACAGCUUGACUCAAGUACUCCUGUGGGAUGGAUUGAUAUCGAACCAUCUGAGGGAAAAGCUGUAAUACGAUUCAAACAACCUGAUACAGCAGAAAAAGCGUGGGCUAAAUUAAAAGAAGCAUUUGGUGAUAGUCCUGUCACUUAUUUAAACAGUGAAUUAUCGGGUCGCGUAAUUACUGGUAAUUGUCCAUAAAAUUAAUACCUUUAUUCAUACUGUGAACUACAUAUUUCGCUCAUAAGUAAUCAACUUAUGGAAUGGAGUGAAUUUGUCUUUCCACUAAUGAGCACAUGAAAUUUGCUAGAUAUUACGUCAUAUAAAAUCAUUUUAUACACAUUUUCCCCGUCAUUUGAUUUGUGUUAUUAACCUACUGAUGUUCGUCAAACUAAAAAAUCAGAAACAAUUUAUGCGGAUUUCAAUAAUUACCAUAUUACGUAGAUGUUUUUUUCCAGAGAUUGUGUAAAUAAAAUGACUCAAACUCAUAAUAACGACUAGAUUGAAGAUGUGAUCAGUCAGUUGGUACUGACUGACUGUGAUCAGCUCUAACGGAGCACAUUAAAAUUUCAUCUAGCUAUUGUUUACCAACUAAAAAAGACAAGUUAUAGUACAGUAAGUCCAAAUAAACUGGCAAAUAUAAUUUCGUAGCACAGCAAAUUAGUUUUCUAAGCUAUCUAGUUUACUUCACUAUUCUGGCAACUUUUUAAUAGACUGUUUUUGUUUUGGAAGGUGACGAAGAAAAGAAUCAGUGGAAAGUGAUCCUGGCAGCUCAGCAACAGAAAGCUCAGAAAAGACGUGGAGGACGUAGUGAUGGAAGACAAAUUCGUAACAAACGACGUCGUACGAACUAAGUAAAAUGGAACAGAUUGAGCUCCACUUACAACUUACUUCAUUACUGUAUAUUCAUUAAAAAUAAACUUCCCUUUUAAAUAUUUUCUUUCACACAAAUAAGAGAAGCUAUGUAAACAGCGAUCAUUUGUAAUGGAAAAUAUAUGUAUUUGGUUU